Drosophila serrata is the source of this 2421-nucleotide messenger RNA. It is a transcript of the gene Nepl5, whose product is annotated as Neprilysin-like 5. The record is from RefSeq and is a predicted model, not a curated record. Gene Ontology annotation, molecular function: metalloendopeptidase activity. Gene Ontology annotation, biological process: protein processing. Gene Ontology annotation, cellular component: plasma membrane. NCBI's taxonomy places the organism in Eukaryota, Metazoa, Arthropoda, Insecta, Diptera, Drosophilidae.
UAAUUUGUCACAGUCGGAACCAUCAUGCUGAGGCUCAGCUUGGCGGCUUGGCUUCUCUUUUCGCUGGCCUGGCGCACCACGCCCACCGCCUGCCGCCAGAUACGACCGCCCCAGAGCAUCCAGCAAAUGCUGGCCACCCAGUUGCAGAGCUACAUGGAUACUAGGGCGCGUCCCUGCGAGAAUUUCUACCAAUAUGCCUGUGGCAAUUGGCAGAUCCAGCAAGAGGAGCAGAACUUUCCGCGCGAAAGAGAGCGGGACAGGGACCGCGAGCGGGAGAGAUACCAGGAGCAAUUGCUGCCGACGGAUAUUUUGGAGGGGAUUGACAGCUCACUGAAUCGACGCCUGGAACUCCUGCUGCGGCGCAGCAACGGCAGCUCCAUUGAGGGAGACUCUAUGGUUCUGGAGCUGAUGCGUCUUUACUAUCGCUCCUGCAAACGGCUCAAGCCAUACAACCUGAAGAAGUAUCUGGUGCUGCUGCAGCCCUCCAACCUGACCCAUUGGCCAUCGGUGGGUCGAGGCUGGCGGCCCGAAAACUUCGACUGGAUAACGACAAUGGGAAGACUGCGGCUUCAUGGCCUGAAUGGGGCACUGCUGCGCAUGGAUGUUCUACCGCGGUGGGAUGACUCACGCUCCUACAGCCUCUACGUGAACAAACCGAGUCGCCAGGAGACACUGCCCAUGGGGGAGGGUGCCAUAAUCGAGCUUCUGCUGGACAUUGGUCAGACAAAGCGGGCUGCGAAUGCCCUAGCCCGCCUGGUGGACGACUUCGAGCACAAGUUGCACCGCCUGCAGGAUCUGGACGAUGACGAGGGACCGCGAGAAAUGCAACUGGGCUACCUGGCCACCUAUCUUCCGCAACUCCGCUGGCUGUCCUUCAUGCGACAAGUGCGCGAUGACGCCGAGUUGGAUCUGCGCUCCACGUUGAUCAUCGAGAAUAUACCCUACUUAAGGGCACUAAGCGAACUGGUUGAGGCCCAAACGCCGGACACGGUCUGCAGCUAUAUCAUGCUCAAGUGGCUCGCGUUCCUCAAAACUCAAGGCCCGGCGGAGAUCUCGCGGAGAGAGUGCGUCUCCAGCCUGCGAAGGGCUAUGCCCCUGGCAAGUAGCUGGCUAAUAAGCCAGCGUUUCUUCGAUCCGGACUCUGAGCCAGAGAUUCGCGCUUUGUUUCGUCGACUAAAGCGGCGGUUUGGCCAAACCCUGGCCGAGAACCGACUUCGACUGUCGCCUCCCCUGGUGCACAUUCUGCAGCAAAAGAUACGUGCCAUGCGCCUGCAACUGGGAUUUGUCCAAUUGGAUGAGCAGGAGAACGUCGAGCAGUAUUACGCCCACCUCGAGCUGAGUGAUCACAACUUCUAUGGGAACCAGCUGGAGUUGCUCCGCCAGCGAGUGGUGGCCAACUACGACCUGCUCUCGAUGAACUCCACAAACUUAACGAAUUCGACCAGAGGAAGCGUAAGCUACCUGGCAGAGAGCUGGGACGCCAGCAACUCAUCGCCCCUGUAUGUGAGGCCACGCAACCUGGUUCUGGUGCCACACGGACUGCUUCAGCUGCCGGUGUGGCACCGAAACAUCAGUUCACUGCAGCAGCACGCCGUGUUGGGGUUCGCCCUGGCCCACGAGAUGGCUCAUGGCUUUGACAUGUCGGGAAUCGAUUACGAUGACCUCGGCAACAUCAUGGGCCCCGUGGAGGAGAUCGGGGCGAGCAAGCAAUUCCGUCAGGGGCUCAACUGCAUGCAGCAGCAGAUGGCAACCGGCUCCAAGUGGCUCGACGAGAAACUGGCUGACUUUGCGGCCCUGCGGCUUGCCUAUGAAACAUUCUUCGGCGUGCGGGCGGAUCAGAGGGAGCCGAGGGAUCCCUUGGUACCGCAGUUUAGCCAGCGGCAGCUAUUCUUCAUUAGCUUCGCCCAGUUCUUCUGCGGACGGACGCCUGUCUCCAGUCUUCGGUCACAGUCACAGGCACAUUUGGAGCACGCCGCCGAUGAGCUACGAGUGAUGCAGACACUGGCCAACUUUGAGGAGUUCUCGAGGGAGUUUGGGUGCGAGAAGAAGGCCAAGAUGCAGGCCAGCCACCGGUGUCGACUCUGGUAAGGCUCUUAAAUCUCAACGGAUUCAAGCUUUAAGCUUAGUGACAAUUCCAGAAGAGAAGUAAAUUUCGGGAACAUUAGCUUCUGCUUUUAAGCAAUACAAAUCGACGCAUGUAUAACAUAAGAUUUCACCGAGUUUCUCAUAUUGUUAUUGAAAUUGAUCGAUCGCUUCAAUGCCAUUUUAUUAAUCUUCCUUUGUGGCCCUAUUAUACUAAUUAGAAAAUUGUACAUAGAAAGCUCAAAGGCUGUUGAAGUUAAGCCGAAAUAUAUAUGAUAUAGGGUCACAAAUUCCUGGAAACAAUUAUGAUACCUCUGCCGGACAUGAAUGUUCCUAUAA